Messenger RNA from Nerophis lumbriciformis (worm pipefish), 3828 nucleotides. RefSeq names its product zinc finger and AT hook domain containing (gene zfat). Lineage: Eukaryota; Metazoa; Chordata; Actinopteri; Syngnathiformes; Syngnathidae. The record is from RefSeq and is a predicted model, not a curated record. Gene Ontology annotation, biological process: positive regulation of transcription by RNA polymerase II. Gene Ontology annotation, molecular function: sequence-specific DNA binding; DNA-binding transcription factor activity, RNA polymerase II-specific. Gene Ontology annotation, cellular component: nucleus.
CGUCAGAAAUUUCAAUCUACAAGUAAAGAUCAGCCAUUAAAUAGUAUUUCUGUUGUAAUAUCAGUUUAUUUGGUACAGCAUAUGAUUUAAAUAAUUGCUCUAUAUUUUAUUUGCGGUCGUUCAAGAAAAUGGAUGUGCAAAAAACAGCUGGUUCUGUGUUUAUGUGUCGGCUCUGCAACCUCUUCUCUCCCACUCGCUCACUGCUGCUGGUCCAUUGCUCGCAGAUGCACCCACUUCACGAGCCUCAUGAAGACAUCAUCGUCGCUUUGCAGCCCCUUACAGGAGUACCCUUGGAAACGUUAGCAGAGAGCCCAGUUAAGCGGAAAAGAGGACGACCUAAAGGCUCCACCAAGAAAAUGCGCACAGAUUGCAGAGAUACCAGAGAGGACUCCACUCAGUCUCCAGACGACAAGGUCCAAAUACAAGAAAGGCAAAAUGAGGAGGAAGACAAACACGAUGAAAAUGACAGGAUUGCCGGGCUGAAAUGCAAAGACUGUCACCGUUUGUUCAGCAACAGACGACAGAUCGUCAAACAUAUUUGCCUGAAAGCACCAGAUGAGGAAGAAGAGGAGGAGGAUGACACUGGGGACAUCUGUAGAAGAGAAGAAGUUGAGGACUCUGAAAAUUUGGACCCUCAGGGAGUGGAUCUAAAUUCAAAGCACAAAAGUUCAGACACCAAGAGAAGAAAGAGAAUGAAGAGUUUUCAACGACCAAGACCCAACAAGAAAAGUCGUAUGCUUUCUGAUGGUGGCGAAAGCCAUGCAUCCAAAGAAGAUAGCCUUACAACUGGAAGCAAAAAAAGUGUCAUCAAUGUUGUACUCACGGAAGAUGAGUCACUGCCAGGUGUCACUAAAAUGAUUCCAGUUGAGAACGUUUCAACAGGAGAGGAGCAUGUAAACAUUCCGGAUGAGACUCAAAGUGCUGAAGUCUCACAGGGUGAACCAACUGACAAAGCUACCGGUACUCAAUUCCAACCUCCAGCCAAUGACGAAGACCCCAAAGCAGAACAGGAGCUAAGCUCAGACAAAGCGACAACAACACCUGGAAAAGGCUUCCAAGAAUAUUCCAUCAAGCAAGAUGCUCCCAAUUUAUUCCAGACCCAGCUGAAAGUUUUUGCCUGUGAGUUUUGCAAUAAGAUCUUCAAGUUCAGACACUCGCUCAUAUCCCACCUCAGGACACAUACCCAAGAGAAACCCUUCAAGUGUCCACACUGUGACUACGCAUCAGCCAUCAAAGCCAACCUGAACGUUCACCUGAGGAAGCACACAGGAGAGACGUUUAGAUGUCAGCAGUGUCCUUUCCACUGCCUCAGCCCAGGACACCUGAAGGUGCAUAUUGAGCGAGUACAUUUGAAGUUGAAGCAGCAUUGCAGCUACUGUCAGAAGAAGUACUCCGAUGUGAAGAACCUGAUCAAACAUAUUGAAAAAUGUCAUAAUCUGCAGGACCCGCUUAUCUACAAAAGCUAUCAACAACUGAGGUUGAAGACUCGCCAGGGCCUCAGACAACUCCUCUACCACUGUCCCACCUGCCAUCGUCACUUUAAGAACCUCUUGGAGCGUGAACGCCACCUGCUGGUCCACGGCCCGCAGCGGCCCUUCGCCUGCUUGCUCUGUGACCACGCUAGCACCAGCUUGGCCACCCUCGCCGCUCACGUCAGGAAGCAUCCCUUCUUGUAUGUGUGCUGUUCGUGUGACAAGAAGUUUGUCAGCUGUCAGAGACUCAAGUGUCACCUCGCCGAGUGUCACUCUGAGCUGCAACAAGAGCACGCGUUCACAGAGUGUAUUAAAAACAGCUUUUACUUGAUGAGCGGCGGACGAGGCUUGUCCGGAGAUGAUGGAAGAGAGGACACGGAGGGUAGCAAAAAACCGGGAGAUGACAGCAGGGAAGAACGUAUAAGAACUGGCGAUGAUGGUGAAGAUGAAGACGUUAAAUCUCAAGGCGAAGGUGCAGAUGCAGAGAGCACAAGUGAUGUUUGUGAUCGAAAACCUCAACUUCAGAGUAUCCCCAUGGCACAAAAAGGUGUGGAGUCCUCGAAGAGGGAGGACAAUAAGCAAGGACACACCACUCCCUUGGAAAACAUACCCACAAAUCCAAAUGCACAGUUAGCUGAUGACAACAGUCCAGUUUCUUCUUCAUUGUCAUUGUCAGAGAGUAAAGAUCUGUCCUCAACACCUUCCGAGGAAGAUGAGCCAACUCCGCAAUCUGACAAGGGAUCGCAAUUAAGUGCAUUCCAGCAGGUGUUGUCAUCCCUUCCCAAGACAUGUCUUGACAUUGAGAUAUUUCAGCGGCUCAGGAAAAUGUAUGGAGACUUGGAGUGUCAAUACUGUGGGAAACUGUUUUGGUACAAAGUCCACUAUAACGCCCACGUGCGUACACACACCAAGGAGCACUUGCACUACUGCUCAAAGUGUAACUACUCUUCUAUUACUAAGAGCUCUUUAAAGAGGCACCUCAUUCAGAAGCACAGUGGCUUGCUACUGCCAUGCUCCCAUCCGGGAUGUAACUACACAACGCCGGAUAAAUACAAACUACAAGCCCAUAGGAGGACACACCAAGAAGAGUGCAAGAGUGCCCCUUGUCCUGUCUGCCAUCAAAGCUAUCCAGAGCACAGACUGAAACGUCACAUCCAAAUAUCCCACCCUGAUACAAUACCAGUUAAAGGACUGAUGGUAAAGCGUGCAGAGAAGUGCCCGUACUGUGAGUCUUACUACCUAAAAAACAGCAGUGAUUUUCAGCAGCACAUCUGGGCUCACCAGGGUGUGAAGCCAUUUGUUUGCAGUAUUUGCGACUAUGCAAGCCGCAGCAGGAAUAACUUGAAAAAUCACAUGAACCGACAUAACAAAGAAAGAAGUCACGUCUGCGAUCUGUGCGGUAAAACUUUUAAAUCCAAAGUGUCGUUGAAGAGCCACCGACUGAGCCACACUGACGAAGGAAAACGGUUUAAGUGCUCUGAGUGUGACUUCACGUCGGUUUUGAAGGCUCCCUUGGCCCGACACAUGGAGCAGCAUGCUAAAUUUAAGCCAUUUCGAUGUGCUCACUGUCAUUACUCCUGCAACACGUCCGGUCCCCUGAAGCGACACUACAAGACAAAACACCCGGAUCAGAAAUACCAGAAUGUCGGAAAAGGUUUCUCUGACCAGGAAUAUUCAAAACAAGGUGGCAUCAAGUGCCCUGAAUGUAGAUUUGUUUAUGGCACCAAAUGGGAGCUGAAUCGACACUUGAAGAAGAAGCACAGUCCAAAACAGGUGGAAUGCACCUGGGAGGUGGAGGAGACCGUAGAAACACACUAUGUGCCUUUGGAGCAAGAAGAGCAGUUGACAGAAGAAAAUGUAGCUGCCCUGCAGGACAAUGGGACUGUUAAUAUUCUCCAGCAGAUUGCUGAGUUUAAUACCGAGACGCAUGACGCCAUCACCUCAAUGGUCGCCAUGGCUCCCGGCACUGUUGCCGUGGUAGAACAGGUGGCGAACGAAAAGGAGGUUGGCGACAACCAGCUGAUGGUUGUGAACGCAGACGGGGAUCUCACUGGUGACCAGGUGAUGGUGGUAGAGGAGGGGCACGGACUGGAGGCCCUGACGGUCCUCACCCAGGGCGACAGCACUCACCACUAUAUUGUCUACGUCCAAGAACACACUGUGGAAAUCAACGAGUAAAGCUCACAUUUUGCAUGAGACUCUCAAUUUUGCUGCAGUAUUCUUCAGCAGUUAUUAAUAGGUCUAUUUAUUGAGCAACAAAAUAUCUUACUCAUCUGUUCCCUGUUAGCAUUUGAUCUAAAAGUGCAAUACCUUCAAGAAAUACACUUUUUGUUUACAAAUCUUAUUUAAUAAAAUU